AUGGUCGUUGCGUCUACGAUGAAGCCUCGCUGUGAUUCGCCAAUUCCUCCCAUGUCGUCUAUUUGCACGUGCGAGAGUUGCAUUAACGACUACUUGUAUGUGUACGAGAGGAAGAAUGUGGCUGGCCUGUUGUCCCUUCCUGUUCUCUCCACGGAGGUCAGCAAGGAGGUUGGAGAGGAUUUUUACUUCUGGCUUCAGCAAAAGUAUGGUCCAUGUUUUUGUUUAAAUUACCGCGCCAUUUUAAGCAUUCACAUAGUCUGGAUUGGAACGUUUUACCGUCUGUUUGUUUACCCAACAAAUCUACGAUGGCGACUUCGACCCUACGAUUCGCCAUCCGAGGUGCCUUAUAGCAACUGCGUUUGGGGAGCAACCGAAUCAGCUAAAGUUCGAUUUACUUGCACAGAUUGUGGCAAGAUCUGGACGUCGAUAUCGGCUCUGGCAUCGUUCGCUUUGUGUCUGGAAUAUGAAGACGGUCAACAAAACUGGAGUCUGUGGUACUGCCUUCACGGCCAAACCUGCUCUAAUUGCGCACUCCUGAAAGCCGAACCGAAGCUUCACUACGGAACGUGGUACCCCCAUGAAGUGUUCAGAGUGCUGAAAAGUGUCCACAGCAAAAUCGAUAGGGAAAUUCUACGUCUACAAAGAUUCUCGACUCGUGUUACUGCGACCGGCACGUCAAACUACCGACAGGAGUCCACGAUUGUGUCUGUAACACAAAUUCUGAAGUCACCAAAGGUGCAACUCACGUUGGUAGAAAUGGCUGUCGACUUCAUGCGACAUUUUGAACAGUUCUAG
This is a messenger RNA of Mesocestoides corti, 795 nucleotides long. NCBI's taxonomy places the organism in Eukaryota, Metazoa, Platyhelminthes, Cestoda, Cyclophyllidea, Mesocestoididae. The record is from the annotation of a GenBank genome assembly.